ACUUACCUGCCUCUUCUUUCCAAAAUCCCCUCGCCAGCCAGAAGAGAUGAUUAACACUCACUACCCACCACUUUCUUGAAGAAGUCCUGAAGGUGCUUCCACAGGCACACCAGGAGGGCUCUCCUGUUCUCUUCACAAAUGCAUUAGGUCACAGGUAAGAUGGCAGGCGCUGGGCAGCGCAAAGGGAAGAAGGAUGACAACGGCAUCGGCACCGCCAUCGACUUCGUGCUGGCCAACGCGCGGCUGGUGCUGGGCGUGGGGGGCGCCGCCAUGCUGGGCAUCGCCACGCUGGCCGUCAAGCGGAUGUACGACCGGGCAAUCAGUGCUCCCAGCAGCCCCACUCGCUUGAGCCAGUCAGGAAAGAGAAGCUGGGAAGAGCCAAACUGGCUGGGCUCCUCCUCACGCCUGCUGACCCAGGACAUGAAGACCAGCCUCAGCCGCUCCCUGCAGACCCUUCCCACUGAUCCUUCAGCUGCAGAUGCAGACGUUUUUCGACCCACAAAGCCCAAGCCAUGUGCCAGGAGGAGUCAGGUGGAGCUGAAGAAAUCCCGCCUUCGCCUGUCCUUGCAGGAGAAGCUGUUUGCGUACUACCGGCGGCGGGUGGCGAUCCCGGCGGACGAGCAGGCUCGGGCCAAGCAGGCGGCUGUGGAUAUCUGCACGGAGCUGCGCAGCUUCCUGCGCGCCAAGCUGCCCGACAUGCCCCUGCGGGACAUGUACCUCAGCGGCAGCCUCUACGAUGACCUGCAGGUAGUGACAGCUGACCACAUCCAGCUCAUUGUACCUCUCAUGCUGGAACAGAACCUGUGGUCGUGUAUCCCCGGGGAGGACACUAUCAUGAACAUUCCUGGCUUCUACUUGGUGCGUCGAGAAAACCCAGAGUACUUUCCUCGCGGGAGCAGCUACUGGGACCGCUGUGUGGUGGGAGGUUACCUUUCCCCCAAAACUGUAGCAGACACAUUUGAGAAAGUUGUAGCUGGGUCCAUCAACUGGCCAGCAAUUGGGAGUCUGUUGGACUAUGUGAUCCGUCCAGCAGCUCCCCCAGCAGAUUUGACACUGGAAGUCCAGUAUGAUGCAGAUCGACAUCUUUUUAUUGACUUUCUACCAUCCCUGACACUGGGGGACAUUGUCCUCGUUGCCAAACCUCACCGAUUGGCCCAGAAUGACAACUUGUGGCGACUGAGCCUGCGGCCAGCGGAAACGGCUCGCCUCCACGCCCUGGACCAGGCCGAUUCUGGUUGUCGCUGCUUGUGCCUCAAGAUCUUCAAAGCAGUAUGCAAGUUAAACCCAGCUCUGGGACACCUCACUGCCAGCCAGCUCACCAAUGUCAUCCUGCACCUCUCCCAGGAGGAGUCCGACUGGUCCCAGGACAUGCUGGCUGAUCGCUUCUUGCAGGCACUGAAGGGGCUGAUCCGCUACUUGGAGGCAGGUGUCCUCCCUAGUGCCCUGAACCCCAAGGUGAACUUGUUUUCAGAGCUCACCCCCGAAGAAGUGGAUGAGUUGGGCUACACACUCUACAGCUCUCUGUCAGAGCCAGAGGUCUUGCUGCAGACGUAAUGGGGCCUUACCUAGGGAAGUGUUGAUAGGGUUUAGCCAAUGCAGACUUUGAUUACUGCGAAUUAUGUCUCCUCCACUUCUCCCUAUCUCCCCCUCUCUCUCUCUCCCUCUCUUCAUCACUCCCCACUUUUGGUUCAUUAGUAAUUCCUGCUAUGGAGUUGGUGCUCCCACUGAAUUUCUUGGUGCUACUGGUCCAUUUCCACCAUCUCUGCCCCAACAGGUACCCAUUGGCUAGGGAAGAGAGGCUAAAACUGCUCUGAGAUCUUCACAUAAAUUCUGUGAGUUUAAGUGUCUACCAAAAAAUUAACCAAACUAUGCACUUCUUUCUUCUGUAGUACACUUAGUGCAGCAAACCCUUUUUGGUCUGAAGAAGGUGGAACUGGGCUGGUAAAUCCAGUGAUGAUUUUAGCAAACUUGCACUGAGGUUGUUUAAUUUCCUCCAGCCUGACUUUGCCCCAUGUUUCUUUCUCUCUGCUCUCCCACACUGUCUCACUUUCCUUUCUUUUAUGUCUUUUGGCCCAGUCAUGCAGGGCAGACUGAGUGAGAUAUUUUGGAUAGGGUUCUUUUUGUAUUUUUGAGUGGAUAAUGAUUACACUGGCAAUAUUUAGGGCUGUAGAGCUUGAAAUUGGAGAAUUCCCACAGCUCCUGCUCCCACAGAGCUUUCUCAUCCUUUGCAAGCUGGGUUCAGGAUUAAGGGCCAAAAUUUGUCCAGUCUGCUUCAGCACAACCUCCUGUACGGGCAAUUCUUGUUGAAGCUGUCACAGGGGAGGAAGGAACCUUUGUGGUCUGGCUGUGUGAUGAGACUGAAGGAGCAGAGCUUGCUGUUCCUGCCUAGCCAGAUCUAAUGGGAAUGGCCUCGGGAGUGGAGAACAAGGCAGCUCUUCAGUUGUCUCUGGCCUAGAGGAAGAGAGGGUGAUUAUAGGGAAGGGGUGGGAGACACCCAUGGGAAUGGGGAUUUUUUUUUCAUCUUUUCUCCAAGACCUUAGGGCUGUUCUGGUUUACUGAAGGUAGAAACAAGACUACAUGCCUCAAAGGGCUUUGGAAUAAGCACACACAAGCCAGAUUCUCACCAGCUCUAAAGGCUGUGAAGGUGACAGAACUGAACUGGUGUCAUCAGCAAGGUUCUGUCCUGUACACUGGUAUUAGGAUACAUGUACAAAGCUGGCAUUUAGGGAUAUAUUAGCUUUGCCAUCUGCUCUGUGUGCCUUGGUCUCCUCCUCAGAACUGAGGCUGUCCAUCCACUUCCUCAUUCCCAUGUGCUGACUUUCCAGUGCUCCCAUUUUACAAAUACUCUUAGAAAGCUGGUGAGGGCACACCUUCCCGUGUGUUUGGACCUGUUGGCACUGCAGUUCUGCCCACUCCUUCUGUGGCUGCUCUCAGGCUGUGGACUCUGCAUUAAGCCACCUGCGGUCUUCAAAAAGUGGGAGAGAAGGUGUCCCCCAUGUCUGGAGCUCUGUGUCUAUCUCAAAAGACCAGCUUAACUGUUGUUUCAGAAACAUAAUUGCCUUUUCCCUGCUUUAGCAACUUUUUUCACCCUUGCUGUCCAGCCUCCUUAGCCAGUGGAGUACUGCAGCAGCAGGGUAUGGAGGGAGUAGGAAUCUUUUUCUCCUUUUCCCCUCCCUUCCUCUCAGAACUUCCCCCAUCUUUGACAGAGAAGUUUCAAGGUGAAUUUUAGGAGUGGAACCACAGAGGGAAGUCUUUCACACUGGGUUCUUUUUAGAGGCAGUGCUGGUGAGGUGGGGGAGGGAGCAUCUUUCUCAGACAAUCCGUCCAUUUUAACCAAUGUGUCAGAUAGCAUUCUGUAUACAGUGAUAAUGCAACAUUGCAUUUUAAAUUAUUUAAUCCUUAGGGUACUGGUAUUUUCUAGACUGCCAGAUGUGUACUUUGAAGUCUGUAUGUGUAUAUAAAAGUCUAUAGUCUAUCAAAGUUAACAGGAAUCCUGUUUGUAUGACUUUGUGUUUUGUAAGUUUUGCAGCAGUCAGUGUUGGUCAACUGUUGAUUGCUCUUCACUCUGGUUCCCAGAUUUUUUUCCCCUCUUCCUUCCCUUGCCCCCCACUGCCUUUCUGAUGUCAGCCUUCCUACCCUAAAAGCAGACAGAUGAGACUCGGAGCCUACAGACUCUUGGGGGGAAUUCCCCUUGUUUUUAAUUACUUGAAGGUCAACAAAAAUAUUAAAAUAUCUGGGUUGUCAGGAGUUCCCCCAAAGCUCAUUUCUUCAGUGUGAUGUCACCCCUCACUUGGUGCUGACUCCAGUACUGUGGUCUUCACAUUUUAACAGCAGUGUGGUUGGAAAUGAUUAAAACUCUAGAUUAAAAAAAAAAAACAAGAAAAAG
This is a messenger RNA of Poecile atricapillus (Black-capped chickadee), 3886 nucleotides long. RefSeq names its product mitochondrial dynamics protein MID51. The record is from RefSeq and is a predicted model, not a curated record. Gene Ontology annotation, cellular component: mitochondrial outer membrane. The transcript is spliced from 5 exons. The coding region runs from base 160 to 1554 and encodes 464 amino acids. Lineage: Eukaryota; Metazoa; Chordata; Aves; Passeriformes; Paridae. Gene Ontology annotation, biological process: positive regulation of mitochondrial fission; mitochondrion organization.